Messenger RNA from Eufriesea mexicana, 1269 nucleotides. Its product is annotated as DNA primase large subunit. Gene Ontology annotation, cellular component: alpha DNA polymerase:primase complex. Bases 1 to 1269 code for a protein of 422 amino acids. Gene Ontology annotation, biological process: DNA replication, synthesis of primer; DNA replication initiation. NCBI's taxonomy places the organism in Eukaryota, Metazoa, Arthropoda, Insecta, Hymenoptera, Apidae. The record is from RefSeq and is a predicted model, not a curated record. The transcript has 4 exons.
AUGUUCUAUAUUAAAAUACCCACAGGACAAGUAUCAUUUCAUAUUUUAGAGAAAUGCGUUUUUAAUAGGUUAGAAUAUUUGCAAUUAUUAUAUGAAGGUAAAGCUCACAAUUUCACUGGUAACUUUGAAUAUCUGUUAGAAAAUUCAGCAUAUGACAAAAUCGGACAUUUUAUAUUGCGGUUAUUAGUAUCUAUGUCAGAACAGUUAUAUAAUUAUUGGAUUAUCAGAGAAGCAUUAUUAUUUCAAAGUAGGUUGGAUUAUAUUUUACCUAGACAAUUAUAUAGAUUAUUUAAAAGUAUUUUGUAUCAAUUAAGAGAACAUACGGAUAAAAAGAAAUUGAUUAGUGAAACAUUAAUCGAUGUGUGUAGCUUUUUCUCAAAACCAUUUGUCUUCAAACAUCUUGUGUCAAAAAAUCAUAUAAAGAAUUGUAAUCUUUUUAAAACCAAAGUACGAUAUGAAGUAGUACCAGAUUUAAUAAAAAAAAGAGAAUUAGACUUGAAUGCAGGAUAUGCUAUCAUAUAUUGUUUCAAAUGGAAAAAAAUAUUAAAAUCAUUGUUUUGCACUUAUAUGACUAAGGAAGUAAUAAACAUGAAAUCAAAAGCACAGCAUACUAUAAACCAAGAUAUUAGAUUCAAUUAUUUAUAUCACAAAAUUUAUACUAUAAUAUUUAAAGAAAAUCAUCAAAUAUCUACCAAAUAUGGAUACAUAACUAAAGAAAACAUAGAUACAGAAGUAAAAAAUUUUCCACUUUGUAUGCAACACUUGCACACAAAACUAAGAAAGACGCACAGGCUUAGUCAUUAUGCUCGUUUAUAUUAUAGUUUGUUUUUGAAAGAUAGUGGAAUGAAAUUAGAAGAUGCUAUAAGUUAUUGGAAAGAAGAAUAUUCUAAACCUCAUUCCUGUUCUUCUAUUUGCUCCCAUAAUUGGCAAUCAAAUGAACGAAAAUUCAUAUACAGUAUAAGACACUUUUAUGGCUUAGAAGGAUCUAAAAAAACUUAUAAGUCACCUACUUGCGAAUUGAUGUGUACAAGUCCAUCAAAUUCUGCAUAUGAAGGAGGUUGCCCAUUUAAAAGUUUUGAUGUGGAUACUUUAAAAAGUCUUUUAUAUUUAUCAUUAUCAAAUGACCACGUAGUAAAACUAUUGAAAAUCAUAUCUUCUCAAAGACCUCAAACUGCUUGUGCUGAAUUUUUUAAAAUGAUAAAUCAAAAUAAUAAAAAUAAUACUAUUAUUAAUAGUCCUUUGCAAUAUUACUUAACAAUGAUUAAUUAA